AGAGAGAGAGAGAGAGAGGAUGAGUGAAUAUGAGAAGGGGGGAAAGAGAGAGAGUGGCUGCAGAUCUCACAGACGCCGUUCACUCGUUGAGACGUCGGAUGUCUUCUCAUGUUUAGCUGGGCGAUGUUUACACAGAACAGCGGACGGACGCAAACCAUCGGACCGCGAGAACGCAGGAGCGCGUGACUGCAGCAUCAUCACCAUCAUUUCUGCGCGUGCCGUCGUCCGGCGCGCUGUGAGCAUGACGGCCCGGCGCGCUGCAGUGGGUUCGGCUGAAGACCCUCUUUACUGAACACAAGCAUUGAUAAGCAUCGCAGCCGUCAUCGUCCACUAUGCGCAGGGAGCGAUCACACGCACGUGGAAUUACGCGCCAUCGUCCCCACAGCAACCGCCGCGCAGGUAACACCGCGAACGUCAGCCCGAGCAAUAGCAGAGACAUUAGGUAGCAGUUUAAUCCGAACUUCCGAGAAAAGACAUCCGAGAGAAACGCGGUGUGUGCGUCUGCGAUCGAGUUCACUGAAGUAUGGUGAGGAGAGCAAACGCUCAAACCUGAUUGGCCGAUGAAGGCCUCCUGGAUCCGCCUGCUGAAACGAGCAACGGGGAGUCGAGUGAAGAACAGCAUCACUGGCUCAGCAGACUCGUACACCAGUCGACCGUCAGAUUCUGAUGCUUCACUGGAAGAAGAUAAAGAGACUCUACGUCGAGAAGCUGAGAGACGUGCGCUGACCCAGCUUGAGAAUGCAAGGACUAAACCGGUGGCGUUCGCAGUGCACACUAAUAUCGGCUACAGCGCUUCCCUCGAAGAUGACGUCCCUGUGCCCGGAAUGGCCGUCUCGUUUGAGGCUAAAGAUUUCCUUCACGUUAAAGAAAAGUUUAAUAAUGACUGGUGGAUCGGGCGUUUGGUGAAAGAAGGUUGUGAAAUCGGCUUUGUUCCCAGUCCUGUGAAGCUGGAAAACACUCGACUCCAGCAGGAGCAUCGCUCCAAACCAGGAAAAUUCUAUUCCAGUAAAUCCGGGGCAAACUCAUUAUCGAGUCUUGGAGAUAUUGUUUCAGUCUCACGAAAAUCAACUCCACCCUCCUCAGCUGUGGAUAUAGAUGCUGCUGGUUUAGAUCCAGAGGAGAACGAGCCUCCUCUUCCUCAGCGUUCUCCUAAAGCCAGUCCAAACGCAGUCAUACCCCCUUUAGCCCGUGAGAAACGAAUGCCUUUCUUUAAGAAGACAGAACAUGUCCCGCCGUAUGAUGUGGUGCCCUCCAUGAGACCUGUGGUGUUAGUUGGACCUUCUCUCAAGGGUUACGAGGUCACAGAUAUGAUGCAGAAAGCUCUGUUUGACUUUCUGAAGCACCGCUUUGAAGGGAGGAUUUCAAUCACAAGAGUGACGGCUGAUAUUUCUCUCGCCAAGCGCUCAGUGCUGAACAAUCCCAGCAAACACGCCAUCAUCGAGCGCUCCAACACACGAUCUAACUUAGCUGAGGUUCAGAGCGAGAUCGAGAGGAUCUUUGAGCUGGCCCGGACGUUACAGCUGGUUGUUCUUGAUGCAGACACCAUAAAUCAUCCGGCUCAGCUGGGGAAGACGUCUUUGGCACCCAUUAUUGUGUACGUCAAGAUCACCUCUCCUAAGGUUCUGCAGAGGUUAAUAAAAUCUCGAGGGAAAUCUCAGGCCAAACAUCUCAAUGUACAGAUGGUCGCAGCUGAUAAACUGGCACAGUGUCCACCGGAGCUGUUCGACAUCAUUCUGGAUGAGAACCAGUUAGAAGACGCCUGCGAGCACAUGGCAGAUUAUCUGGAGGCGUACUGGAAGUCCACUCAUCCUCCCAGUGUUCAGACCGGCCCACAACUGGCAUCAGAGACUGAAACUGCUGGAGCUGAACAUCCUUCUAACCCACAGCUGAAGAGUGCCGGGGCUGACCAAACAGCAGAGACGAGGAGGAGCUUUCGUGAAGACCAUCACCAUCGUCAUCAAAUUCACAGGCAAGAAAGUUUUGAACAAGCGAAUGACAACAUCGAGGAGAGAGAAACUCAAACCAACACAGAACAACAACCAUCACAGAGCGAGUGGAGGACACAUCACAUCCAUCAUCGCUCUUCAUCCGCACGAACUGAACGCCACAAUCACCACCAUCAUCACCGUCAUCAUCACCAGCAUCACAACAAGACCGCACAGACGCUUUCCAGACAAGAGACGCUGGAGAGCAAAGAAUCCAACGAGCCUCAUCACGAACACACGCACCAGCCGGAGGAGACAGUUCGGAUCAACCACCAUCAUCAUCACCGUGGAGACCGAGAGAAAGAGUGCGACCACAACGAGAGGAACAGCAGACAGAGAGGACAACAGAGAUCAGAGAGAGAACACGAGCGCGUGAGAGACAGGAGACGGGCUGAGACCGAGUGGACGAGCGAGCAAUACAUAGAACAGUGACACUAACUCACUGUAACACAACAGUGACACUUCCAAUAACAGGGUUCAACUAAACUCAUGAUGUUAGAGUCUGUUUGCUUUCAGUUCGUGAGUGUGAAUUGGAUUUGAACAGGAUGAUAAUACAUACUAUUAUAAAAAUGAUUUGAGUACAUUAGAAAAAAUGUGGCAAAACUCAAAUCUGUUUUAAGAGACUUUACAAAUAUAAGACUCGUCUGUGAAAUCCCAGCUUGAGUUAUAUUUAUUUAGGAGAUUAAGAGUGUCAAAGUCAACCAUAAAAAUGAUGAACAAAGUCAUUUUUUUAUUGUAAGAUAAAUAUUAUAUAUUAUAUUAUAAUAUUAUAUUUUAUUGACACUAUGUUUUAUUAUUUUGCACAAAACAAAAUUGCUGGGUUUUCACAGUCGGGUCACAACCGAAUAAUAUACAUACAAAACGUGAAUGUAUUGAUAUGAUGUUUUCUGAUCUAUAGAUAUCACAUUGACUAUUAAUGUUUAUGGAAAUACCCCACAAGUCCUAUGAUAACAUGCUUACAGUAAUUUAUUUUAUUAAUAUUAAAUGUAUUAUUAAAAACA
Triplophysa dalaica is the source of this 2986-nucleotide messenger RNA. RefSeq names its product calcium channel, voltage-dependent, beta 2a (gene cacnb2a). Lineage: Eukaryota; Metazoa; Chordata; Actinopteri; Cypriniformes; Nemacheilidae. The record is from RefSeq and is a predicted model, not a curated record. Gene Ontology annotation, molecular function: high voltage-gated calcium channel activity; protein binding. Gene Ontology annotation, cellular component: voltage-gated calcium channel complex. The transcript has 13 exons. Gene Ontology annotation, biological process: regulation of voltage-gated calcium channel activity; neuromuscular junction development; chemical synaptic transmission. Bases 561 to 2417 code for a protein of 618 amino acids.